Molecule: messenger RNA, 939 nt
Organism: Clavispora lusitaniae ATCC 42720
Lineage: Eukaryota; Fungi; Ascomycota; Pichiomycetes; Serinales; Metschnikowiaceae
Product: Pth2p
Molecular function (GO): DNA binding
Source: RefSeq, a predicted model, not a curated record
AUGUACAUCAUCCCAGAGUACUCCUCCUCAGCGGCCAAUGAAACCUACCACGGACUGAUUCUUACACUACAAGAUGCCCUUUUGGUUCUAGAGGGCACGCGCCAAAACUUGCUCUACAAAGUCAGAAGACGACUCAAUGACAUUGAGCGCAAAAACAUAACGCUGGGCUCUGUCUUUGCCUGGAGCCAGACAGAGGGCGGCAUGAAACGCUGGACAGACGGCAAAACUUGGCUGGCAUCCAAGAUCAAAGGCCCUUUCCUCAUUUACCACGAGCAAGACGAGAACAGAAACCCGCUUCCCAACGGCUUGGUCAAGCAAACGUUUUCGCUCACAACAAAGCAGAACGAAAAGCUCAACUUGGUUUGCUACUACAACUCCAAGGAGCGCGCCGACGGCAUCAUCCAGGGCAAAAUCCCGUCCGAAGACCCGCUCUUGGUCAAUCUUCAAUUCGACCCCAACGUCUAUCUGAGCUCGGUUUUGCAAUUCAAGCCCACAGACUCGCCCUUGAACCAUCCGCACCAGGCCAUUCCGUCGAUGCAGAUGUACCCACCGGGCAAGAUGGUGCUGUAUGCGCCUCCGUACGGCGACCCGCAGUUCCAGUACUACCUGUCGGUGCAGCCCGCAUACUAUUAUCCUCCGCUGAUGCUCCCAUAUCCGUACAUGCAAGCGCCGCCGUUGGCCAUGCAGCAAUCGCACCAGAUGCCCCAGCUACAGCUGCAACAGGUGCUGCAAGUGCCGCAGCUUCUGGCCAUGCUGCAAGUGCCGCAGCCGCUGCUACUGCCGCCGCUCCUGCUGCAGGCCAAGCUGCAACACCCGGUGUACAUUCCUCGCUUGACUCUGGCCCUGUCGCCAUACGGAGAUCACAUGCCUCUUCCCAGUUGGUCAGCUGGUCCCCAACAGAACAUUCCCCGCGCGGUUCCAGAACCCCAGUAUCGCUGA